UAGCAGCCGCGUAGAGUAGGUACACAAGAGCAGUCACACGCACGCACCAACGUCCAUUUCGGCUUAAUCGUUUCAGGUAAGUGAUGGCGUCCGCUCAGGAGAGGUCGGAGCUGGACCGCAAGGCUCGCGAGGGUGAGACGGUCGUCCCCGGCGGCACCGGCGGGAAGACCCUCGAGGCGCAGGAGCACCUCGCCCAAGGGCGCAGCCGCGGUGGGCAGACUAGGAAAGAGCAGAUUGGGGAAGAAGGAUACAGCGAGAUGGGGCACAAGGGCGGGGAGACCCGGAAGGAGCAGAUGGGGUCGGAGGGGUAUCGCGAGAUGGGCCGCAAGGGCGGGCUGAGCACCAUGGAGGAAUCCGGCGGCGAGCGUGUCGCUAGGGAGGGUAUCGAGAUCGACGAGUCCAAGUUCAGGACCAAGUCCUGAAUCCCAGUGCUACUUACGGUUAGGGCCGUCGAUCAGCCCGUGUACGUAGGUUGCCUGCCUUAGUUUCAAGGUUACGAAUAAUGUAGUGUAGGUCAGGUCUGGCUUGACGUAUGCAAGCACAAACGCAUGUAGGCGAUCAUAUAUAUGUACGGUGUGAUCAUUGCGUGAUUUAGGUGUGAGGUGUCCUUUCUUAGUGCAAGUGUCGAUGUGUGCCUCGUCUGAGUCAAAUCAGCUAGCUGUAGCUAGUAUGUACGGAGUAUCUCGUAUGUAUAUGGCCUUGUCCAAAAGCGUCGUUCUAGUUUGUA
This is a messenger RNA of Brachypodium distachyon (stiff brome), 727 nucleotides long. RefSeq names its product late embryogenesis abundant protein B19.3. The transcript has 2 exons. The record is from RefSeq and is a predicted model, not a curated record. The coding region runs from base 84 to 422 and encodes 112 amino acids. NCBI's taxonomy places the organism in Eukaryota, Viridiplantae, Streptophyta, Magnoliopsida, Poales, Poaceae. Gene Ontology annotation, biological process: response to abscisic acid. Gene Ontology annotation, cellular component: cytosol.